Molecule: messenger RNA, 1321 nt
Organism: Phymastichus coffea
Lineage: Eukaryota; Metazoa; Arthropoda; Insecta; Hymenoptera; Eulophidae
Exons: 2
Coding region: 163-894 (243 amino acids)
Source: RefSeq, a predicted model, not a curated record
CUCACUUUUAUUCAUACUGUAACAAACUGUAAUAUUUUAACAGCGUAAUUUCGUUAAAAAUUAGUAGUUACUCUACAUACAACUGUAUUCAUGAGAAUUUUUCUAGAAAAAAGAUUAUUAAUUUCUAAGUAUUAUAAUAUUCUAGAGUGCGUAUAGUUAGUUAUGAUGGCGAGCCGAUCACAGAUAAAUUCAUCAGCAAACGAAAAUGAGAUACAGAGACCAAUCACCAGACGUUCCUGCAACGAAAUUGUAUGUCUACAAUGUCCUAUUGACAUGUUUACUCAAGAAAAUAGAAUUUAUUCUUUGAUACCGAUAACAGUUGAACCAUUAGUCAGACCAACGGUUCAACUUCAUCUGCGUGAUCCUCGAAGAAUUAUUUUUUCGGCUCCAAAUAUACUAAAUGAUCCAGGAAAUAAAAUGAAAAGAACGCCCUUUCAAGAUCUAGAAGAAUCUUUGUCACGGAAAUCAGCCCGUUUAUCUUUGCCAUUAAUGAAUGAUACGAAGACGAUUGGCAAAGUUUACUCGCACAAUCAACAAAAUUUUAUUAGUGAAAUUCAAGAGACGCAGAUAGUGGCACAAAAGCCAUUAGAAAUGUUUUCACAUAUGAAAAAAUGUAAAAUACAUCGCGAUCAAGUCGGUUUACACGAACAAGUAUUUCUUAAGCGCGAUAACAAACAAACUAAGAUUAACAAAUGUCAAAUUGCUUCGAAAAACGUUACAAUAGAAGAGUUGCCUUGGGAAGAAGUUGAUAAGUUGUGCUCCGAGUGUAGGUCAAAAAAUGAAACCACUCAUUGCGAUAAAUGCUUUACGAUACAAUGGGACAAGACUGCAAAAUUUUUAAGUCAACAGUGUCGAGUCUUCAAAUAUGCAAAACAAGUGGUAGAAGAACAAUAAGAUAUCUGUGUGUCAAGUAUUAUAUAGCUGGAGAUCUUAAACUUCUUAAAGAAAUUAUUUUAAGAUAUCAAAUAGAUACAUCUACGUUCAAAUUCAAAAUAAAACUCUUUCGACGAUCAUUAGCUUGUAUCGUAAUUAAUCCUCUUUAUUAAUAACUUCUAUUGACGAAUGUCUGAAUGGAAAAAGGACUCUUAAUAUCUGUAAUAAACGCUUAUUAACAUUGUAACUGAAGAUAUCAUUCAAUUUUUAAAAUAACAAAAUAACUUCUUAGUAACAGAAACAUUAUAUCUAUCAUAUUUUUUAAUGAAAUUAUUAUAUCAUACAUUAUGUGAUGUUAAAAAAGUAUAUCUGUGAUAGCAAUUAAUUACAAUAUAACUUAGUGAAUUAAAUUAUAUUUACCUAUCUUGAUGUUUGAAUUGGUUGACAC